This is a messenger RNA of Pogona vitticeps (central bearded dragon), 1172 nucleotides long. Its product is annotated as leucine-rich repeat-containing protein 3. Gene Ontology annotation, cellular component: plasma membrane. Gene Ontology annotation, biological process: signal transduction. The record is from RefSeq and is a predicted model, not a curated record. Gene Ontology annotation, molecular function: signaling receptor activity; protein binding. NCBI's taxonomy places the organism in Eukaryota, Metazoa, Chordata, Lepidosauria, Squamata, Agamidae.
UCAUGCAGCCAAGCAGGGGCAGCCUCUCUCUCUCUGUUUCCCAGCACUGUAAGUCCUCUGCUCUUUUCCUUAUGAGCAGCAGGAAGAGAAAAGGGAUGGGAGGACACACAGGGGCUUCCUGCACCAUCCGUAGAACAGAAGCUGCCGGUGCGGCUGAGAUGGUCCCUUGAGCUGCACAGCCUGCCAUCGCUCAGCCCCCCAAAAUAAUCCAAGACAGCGCUGCUCACACAGCCAAGAUGGUGGGCUGGUGGGCCAGUUUCACACCCUCUGCUUAACCGUCUCAACAGGAAGAAAAGAGCUAUGCAGAGAUGCCCCCGGUGCCCAUCUUCUUGUUCCUGAUCCUUAGCCUGCCCGGCAGCCUAUCAUGCCCCGCAGGCUGCGACUGCCCCCCAGAAAGUGGCAUGGUCUGGUGCAAUCGGAGGGAUCUGGUGAUGAUCCCCUUUGACAUCCCUCACGAAGCCCACAUCCUUUACCUGGAUUCGAACUGGAUCACUCAUGUGCCAAACGGCGCCUUCCACGGCCUGAGGCAGCUCCGUGAGCUUCACUUGGCCGACAAUCUCAUCGAGAGCAUUGCUCCGGCCGCCUUCCGGGGCUUGGGCGCGGGGCUAAGGCUCCUGGACCUCUCGGGCAACCAACUUCAGAGGAUGGAGCCGACCCCAUUCAUCAUGUUGACCUGGGUUCGCCUUGAGCUCUACGACAACCCCUGGCAUUGCGACUGCCCCCUCCAGGAACUGAUGCAGGCCCUUCCCCUGGACGCCGAGACGGUGGAGGACAUUGUGUGCGCCACCGCCACUUGGGAGGAAUAUGCUGGCAAGACACUGGAGCACCUGCUCCGCUCUGGCGUCAACUUCUGCCUCAGCCAGCAGAGGAACACUGACCUGGCCAUGCUGCUCACCAUGUUCUGCUGGUUCACUGUCGUCAUCACGUACGUCAUCUAUUACGUCCGGCGAAACCAAGCCGAAUCCCGACGCCACCUGGAAUACCUCAAAUCGUUGCCCUUGCCCAGCAAGCAGUCUAGCCCAGAAGAGGAAGAAGAGGCAGAAGUGGAGGAGGACGACACGCUCAGCACCAUCCUUUGAGGUCUGCACUGACCCGAUACCAUAGAACCUGCUCUGUGAACUAGAGAAUGUUCUCCUUUCAAAGAAGCCUUGUAGUUUUUUGUUUUUGUUUGC